AUGGCAGAGCUUCUGGGCAUCGUCGCUGGCGGAGCUGGACUUGCCUCUCUGGCACUCCAGUUAGUCGAUGGCGGCCAGAAACUGCGACAGCGCUACAAGAACGUCAAAGGCCUUGGAGGUAACAUUUUAUGGCUGAGUGAGGAUAUCGAACUCAUCGGAAAGCAGCUCAUCCAACUCGAAACUAGCGCAGACGACAUCAUGCAAGAGCAACUUGGUCCGAUCAUGAUGGGAGAUGUCGAGACCGCUCUGCAAGAGUCGGGUCAAUGGAAGGGUGAGCUUGACGAACUUCAGGCCCUUGUCACUGGUCUCAAGCAAGACAUAUCACAACUUUACAUUAUUCAGCAACACUUAUACAUGCGUAACAGCCGAAGUUCCUUAGUUACAGCGGACGGUACAUCGUCAAUGACCCCAAUCUUCGGUCUGUCAACAGAGAUUUCUCCACACGAUAACACUUUAGGCACUACUGCGACUUAUCAAAAUGAUAUCAUUCAAUAUUCGUCAUGUAACUGUGAUUGCUCAUGCCACAAGAAGCGCACAAUAAGUGGCACCUUCUGGCGUCUGCAAUACUCCCCACUGGCUGAGAUAUUCCAAGGUUGCGAUAAUCCGGACUGUUCUGUGAGGCGUUACCGUUUUGAUCUUCGAUUGACGUUGUAUCACUACGGGAUCCCAUUAAAAGCAGCUCUUGGACUUGAUCUCAUCACUGAGCCAGGACGAUAUUCUCUUCAACCAUGUCUACAAAUCGAAACUGUCGUUGACUUCGAUGCACCUGGCUUUGUGAUUCUGGAAAAGCUGGCCUUGGAAGAAAUAGACUGGGUGGCUGCUGGUAAUUUCGAAUAUACUGAUAGGAAUGGUGAAGACUCUAAAACUAUCACGAAUCUGAUCCAGCUUUUCGUUUCAUCGUUCCGUACCAAAGAAACAUCUCACAGCGCCGGUCUCUUGAGACAACUACUGGAUCUGAUGGAAAUAGGGUAUGUGGGUUCUGUUGACUCUCUCGCUGCUCUUGGAUGCGAUUUCAAGAAUGUGGUGCCCACUUUGUCCUCUUGGCCAAAACCCUUCAUUUACGAAGAUGACCCUUUUCAUUUCCAGCGUAUGAAGGCAUUUAUCAGAAUGGAUACAGAUUUUGGAGACAGUCCUCCGCUUCACAGCUCAACAUUGUUUGACUCGGAUGAAAGUUUCAUGCUUUGCCUUAAGAGAAACACACAACCAUUCGAUACGAUUGUCAACUUCUUGGGUCAAUCGGCACUUCACAUGGCAGUACAACAGCCUUCACGUGUGGCUCAACUUCUAGCUGCUGGGCAUCCAGUUGAUCAGAGCGAUGAGUAUGGCAGGAGCCCUUUAUUGUAUGCCGCAGCGAUGAAUAUUCCAGACACAGCUAUGAUGCUUGUCGAGAAUGGUGCCAGCUUAUUUAGCACUCUAGUUGAUUGCCUUCCGAUUAUCUGCACAGUUGCUGCACGGCAGAACUGGACUUUGGUAUGGCGGAUCAUCGAUUUUGCAGCAGCAUCCCAUCCCGAUCUUACCCCUCGCCUAAUUCGAGACCUAUUGGAAUGGGAUUUCGAAGAAGCUUACGGCGUCGUAGACGGUCAACAUGAUUUAGUAGACUUCUGGUCCCGAGCGAUCUCAAAACUUGGCAGCCCCAACUUCUCCUUCCAGGAUGGCAAGACCUUGAUGCAUAUGACCCACGGUGUCAGAUCGGCGAGAGCGUUGAUAAAAUUGGGCUUCACCAAAUUCAAGCAAACGGAAGGAGACUUACUUGAGCACAUCGCUUCGUUGCAUGAUUUGCCGUUGUUCCGGUUUGCUAUUGCGAAUGGUGGUGAUAUGCAUUUGCACAAACACUGGGGUUGGCGCAUCCUUGACAUGCUGCUUCGAGAUCUUGCAUUAAGUAACUCAGUUAGCUUUCCAAAGAUCUUGGAAUUAUUGCAGGCCCUCCUUGACAGUGGAGUCGAAGUUUCGUCCCAUGAUGAACGGGCGUGCAAUUGUUUGGUUGGUGGAUGCGUUCCGGGUUCUAAAUGGUUAUCGAGAGAACCAAAUCUAUGUUUAUUUGCAUGGCUUGAGGUAUUAGAAAGGCAGAGAGGUAUACAAGAGGCUAGGAAAGUUUCCCUCGCCCUUCUACGACGAAUGGCUUUUGAUCAAGCUGGUCUACAUCACAUUUGCGAUACAAAAUGCCACUCUGAUUUAGUCUCUGAUGUCGACAACGAUCGAUUUUGGGAUAUUGCUGAGCAAAUCAGCAUCGAUGAACUUAAGAAAGAGAUGGAAGACCUGGCUACCAAGCCGUACCCGGAGUUGAAGAUCGAGGUCAUGGCUCGCCUUCGAGGCGUCGAGUUAUCCCAGUAUUCCAGAACCUUUCUCAAGCUCUUGGAAUCACAUACUUCGGAAGAAAAUGGAAUCUAA
Messenger RNA from Fusarium proliferatum ET1, 2388 nucleotides. RefSeq lists its product as uncharacterized. The transcript is spliced from 7 exons. Bases 1 to 2388 code for a protein of 795 amino acids. Gene Ontology annotation, molecular function: protein binding. The record is from RefSeq and is a predicted model, not a curated record. NCBI's taxonomy places the organism in Eukaryota, Fungi, Ascomycota, Sordariomycetes, Hypocreales, Nectriaceae.